AUGUGUUGUGGACGGAUAUGCAUGCUGUGCACGUGUUUGCUUCUGGUGGUGAUCACGAUUGGGCUUCUAUUCGGAUUCGGAGUUUUCAAGGAUGGUUUCCACAAGAUCCACGAUUCUGUCCAUCUCGAUUGCGAUUCUAGAUUCGGCUGCGGUGGAGGCGUUGGCCGUCACGGUUACGGUUUCUCAUCUCCCGCCGGUAAUUAG
Molecule: messenger RNA, 204 nt
Organism: Eruca vesicaria subsp. sativa (arugula)
Lineage: Eukaryota; Viridiplantae; Streptophyta; Magnoliopsida; Brassicales; Brassicaceae
Source: the annotation of a GenBank genome assembly